GCAACUUCAUGGCUCGCAUACACAACGUGACUGAAUUCAUUUUCCUAGGAUUUUCUCCCAGCCGGGAGGUGCAGAAAGUUUGUUUCGUGCUAUUUCUGCUUUUGUACACAGCAGUUUUGCUGGGCAAUUCCCUCAUUGUGCUCACUGUCAUGACCAGCAGAAGUCUUGGUUCUCCCAUGUACUUCUUCCUCAGCUGCCUGUCCUUUGUGGAGAUCUGCUACUCCUCCACUACAGCCCCCAAACUCAUCUCAGAUUUGCUGGCUGAAAGGAAAGCAAUAUCACUGUGGGGCUGCAUGACACAGCUUUUCUUUAUGCACUUCUUCGGUGGUGCUGAGAUCUGCCUGCUCACUGUGAUGGCCUAUGACCGCUAUGUGGCCAUCUGUAGGCCCCUCAACUACAGGACCAUCAUGAACCGGCAAGUGUGUGCUGUCCUGGUGGGAGUAGCAUGGGUGGGGGGCUUUGUGCAUUCCUUUGCCCAAAUCCUCCUGCUCUUCCACUUGCCCUUCUGUGGCCCCAAUGUGAUUGACCACUAUUUCUGUGACCUGCUUCCCCUGCUCAAACUUGCCUGCUCUGACACCUUCCUCGUCGGUCUGCUGAUUGUUGCCAACGGGGGGACCUUGUCUGUGAUCAGCUUUGGGAUCAUCUUAGCCUCCUAUGUGGUCAUUUUACUCCAUCUGAGGACUCGAAGCUCUGAGGGGCGGAGUAAGGGGAGUAAGGCCCUCUCCACCUGUGGGUCCCAUAUCACCGUGGUUACCUUAUUCUUUGGGCCCUGCAUCUUCAUCUAUAUGAGGCCUUCCACCACCUUGUCUGUAGACAAGAUGGUGGCUGUGUUCUACACCGUCAUCACGCCGCUCCUCAACCCUGUCAUCUACUCCCUGAGAAAUGCUCAAGUGAAGAAGGCCAUGAAGAAACUGUGGAUCAGGACAAUGAAGCUAGAUGAGAAAUAAAGGGUGACUCUUGGUAUUGAUCCUUGGGUUUAGAAUGAUGCUGAGUCCAAACUGAAGGGGCAGAAUGGGGUGAA
Molecule: messenger RNA, 1021 nt
Organism: Herpailurus yagouaroundi (jaguarundi)
Lineage: Eukaryota; Metazoa; Chordata; Mammalia; Carnivora; Felidae
Product: olfactory receptor 4X2-like
Exons: 1
Coding region: 9-947 (312 amino acids)
Biological process (GO): G protein-coupled receptor signaling pathway
Cellular component (GO): membrane
Molecular function (GO): olfactory receptor activity; G protein-coupled receptor activity
Source: RefSeq, a predicted model, not a curated record